AUGGCUGACAAUGGAGUCCCUCAACCCAGUCAGGCCGAACUCAUGGCCCAGCUGGCCGAACUACAAGCAGAAGUCAAGAGAUUAGCUGAGCUAUCCACGCAGAACAGCAAGCAAGAAGAAAACAAAGGUCCAACCCAAGGUCCAGCCGAUCUAAUCUGUGCCAACCCCCCCAAGGAAAAGCUGACCUUGGACAACCCGUUUUCCGAGGAGAUCACAAACUACCAAAUGCCAAAACAUUUCACUCUCCCUUCCUUUCUUGAGCCGUACAAGGGGAUUGGUGACCCCCGGGCUCACCUAAAGAAAUUUCAAUCCAUGAUGUUUUUUAACGGACCUAACAAUGACCCUGUGCUUUGCAGAGCCUUCCCUACUUACCUCGAUGGGGCUGCCCUGUUAUGGUUCUCGAAAUUGUCUGCAGGAUCAAUCUCCUCUUUCGAGGAAUUAGCUAGGUCAUUCAUCGACUAUUUCGCGGCAGCUCGGAUUUAUGUGCAUGGAUCGGACUAUCUCAGCACCAUUCGCCAGGGCCCACAAGAAAGCUUGAAGGACUACAUGACCAGGUUCACAGACGCCACCAUGGAACUACCUGACCUGAACCCAGCCAUCCACCUACAUGCCCUCAAGGCUGGUCUCAGGCCCGGAAAGUUCAGAGAAAUCAUCGCAGUGACUAAGCCAAAAACACUAGACGAGUUCCGCGAAAGAGCAGCGGGGCAAAUGGAAAUCAAAGAGCUUCGGGAAGCCGACAAAACAGAAAGGAGGCCGAGAAAAGAGGAUGACAGAUCUUCCAGGCCAGCAAAUGCUAAAGACCUCGGCAGAUCAUUCAAGCUCACUCCGAAGUUCGAUAACUAUACCAAAUUCAACACAAAGAGAGAAAGGAUAAUAAAAGAAAUACUCAAUGCUAAAAUCAUAAAACCACCUACCAGGGCGGGAAGCUACCAGGAUCAGAGAUUCGUUGAUAAAAGCAAACAUUGUGCCUUCCACCAGAAAUAUGGCCACACGACCAACGAAUGUGUGAUAGCCAAAGACCUCCUCGAGAGAUUGGCGCGGCAGGGCCUCCUCGACAAAUACAUUGAGGGUAGAAAACACAGAGAAAAUAACAAGGAAGAGCGACAACAAACCUCAGCCAAUAAAGACACCAACAAGUGGCCGAGCAAUAACCCCCCCAAAGGCAUCAUAAACUGCAUAUCUGGAGGAUUCGCAGGAGGGGGUGAGACGAUCUCAGCAAGGAAACGAAGCUACCGUGCCAUGUUAGCAAUCGAAGAAACAACGCUACCAAACAACAAGGACAUACCUGACUUAGAAAUCACAUUUAACCAAACCGACAUAUGCUCGGCUGUUCCAAAUUCGGACGACCCGGUGGUAAUAUCGAUCCAAGCCGGCGACCUUCUGGUAAGGAAAGUCCUUUUGGACCCAGGUAGUAGUGCAGAUGUUCUCUUUUAUUCUACUUUCUUAAAAAUGAAUCUAUCUGAAAAACUAAUACAGCCCUCGUCCGGAGAAUUAGUAGGGUUCUCUGGCGAGAGAGUACCAAUCAAAGGUUACAUAUGGCUAAGGACGACGAUGGGAAACAACCCAUUAUCAAAAACCUUAGACGUACAAUACCUAAUAGUUGAUUGCCCCAGCCCCUACAAUAUUAUCCUCGGACGACCUGCCCUGAAUAUGUUCAGGGCAGUCAUAUCUACUUAUCAUCUGUGUGUUAAGUUUCAGGCGCAAGACAGCAAGAUAGUGACAAUACAUUCUGAUCGACAACAAGCUCGGCAAUGCUACAAUGCUAGCUUAAAAAAAUCGGACAUAAGCCACAAACAAAGGGAGGUCCAUGCAAUAAAUGGCACAGAAAUCUUAUCCCUGGCCGAGCUUGAUCCUCGAGGAGAUACCCAGGAAAGACCUCAACCAGCAGAUGAGCUACACAAGAUCCAGCUAACUCAAGUCCCGGGACAGGUGACUUACAUCGGCCAAGCACUAAUAGGACAACAGAGAUCGGAAUUGAUAAAGUUACUACAAGACUAUGCUGACUUGUUCGCCUGGACCCCGACAGAUAUGCCUGGCAUUAGCCCAGAUAUCAUCUGCCACAAGCUAGCCACUAACAAGACAUGCCGACCCAUAGCCCAGAAAAAGCGAAACCUCGGCACAGAGAAGUCAAAAGCGGCCUUAGAAGAAACAUCCUCAAAGCUCAAGGCCAACUUCAUCAAAGAAAUCCGUUUCACCACAUGGCUCUCAAACGUGGUAAUGGUAAGAAAAAACUCAGGUAAAUGGCGCAUGUGCAUCGACUUUACGGAUCUAAACAAGGCAUGUCCCAAGGAUGCUUAUCCCCUGCCAUGCAUCGAUAAACUUGUAGACAACGCCUCAGGUUUUAACAGCUUGAGCUUCAUGGAUGCAUACUCUGGGUACAACCAGAUUCUAAUGCAUCCAGAAGACCAAAGCAAAACAGCAUUUAUAACUGAACAUGGUAAUUUCUGUUAUAGAGUUAUGCCAUUUGGCCUUAAGAAUGCAGGUGCAACCUACCAGCGUCUGAUGGACAAAGUAUUCCGACACCAAAUAGGUCGGAAUAUUGAAAUCUAUGUGGACGAUAUGGUCGCCAAGUCCACUGAAGAUCGGUCACACUGCGACGACCUCAAGGAAAUAUUUGAACAGAUCCGAGCAUACAAUAUGAGAUUAAACCCAGAAAAGUGCGCCUUUGGAGUCCAAGGAGGGAAAUUCCUUGGAUUCAUGUUGACUUCAAGAGGGAUCGAAGCAAACCCCGAGAAAUGCAAGGCUAUACUCAACAUGACAAGCCCCAGGACGAUAAAGGAAGUACAACAACUAGCAGGACGGAUAGCCGCCCUCUCCCGAUUCCUACCCGCGGUCUCAAGUCGGUCACAUCCAUUCUUCCAGACGAUCUUAAAAAACAAACGAUUUCAAUGGACACCAGAGUGCAAAACCGCGUUCGCCGAGCUAAAGACCCUUCUAUCAUCACCUCCCGUACUACAAAGACCUGAGGUCGGCAAGCCUCUAUAUCUAUACCUAUCCAUUUCCAAUCAUUCCAUAAGCUCGGCCCUUGUCACUGAGACAGGAAGGAUCCAACAGCCAGUAUACUUCGUCAGCAGAGUAAUGCAACCAACGGAACAGAGGUACCCGAAGAUAGAACAGCUCGCCCUGGCACUCGUAGUCACAGCAAGAAGACUAAGACACUAUUUCCAAAGCCACACAAUAGUAGUAAGAACAAAUCACCCAUUGAGGCAAAUAUUAACAAAACCAGAGCUGGCAGGACGGUUGACCAAAUGGUCAAUUGAACUCUCAGAGUUCGACAUUCAGUUUCAGGCCAGAUCGGCCCUCAAGGCACAAGUCCUCGCCGAUUUCAUCACGGAGAUGACCCCAGGCGAUCACAUUGAAACAUGGGAAUUACACGUGGAUGGAGCGUCAAGCCGAGAAGGGAGCGGGGCCGGCAUAAUCUUAAAAGAGGGAAAUAAAGUGAUAGCCGAGCAAGCCCUCCAAUUUCACUUCUCGGCAAGCAACAAUCAGGCCGAGUAUGAAGCCCUCAUAGCGGGACUCAAGCUCGCCCUAACCCACAAAGCGACGAACUUAACAGCACAUUGCGAUUCCCUCCUAAUGGUCCAACAGAUCCGAGGAGAAUUCCAGGUAAAAGAUCCCUUACUAGAACAAUACUGGCUCAUAGCAAAGGAUCUAAUUUCAAACUUUAGUUCAUUCACCAUAUUACACGUACAUAGAGAACAAAAUGUCAGGACAGACAUACUAUCUAAACUCGCCGCCACCAGGGCGGACACGCAAACAUCAACAUUAUCACAGCACACACUCACAAAACCGAGCAUUGAACUAUUAUGUAUCGAACACAUCAACCACCUCCACGAUUGGAGGAAACCUUUCCUUGAAUACAUAUGUACAGGUACGGUGCCCAGAGACGAGCUCCACCCUCAACAGUUUAAACGUAAGGCAAGCUUCUACACGAGAAUAUCAGGGGAGCUAUACAGACGAGGUUUCUCACAACCAUUACUAAGAUGCCUAGACCAAGACCAGGCCAGAGAAGUAAUGAACGAAGUCCAUGAAGGAGUAUGUGGGAACCACAUAGGAGGACGAGCUCUCGCUGCAAAAAUAAUCCGAACAGGAUAUUAUUGGCCGACCAUGAAGAGAGAUUGCAUAGCAAAAGUCAAAACAUGUGACAAAUGCCAGAAACACGAGGCGAUCUCAACCAAGCCAGCCGAAGUACUACACAGCAUGGAGGUAAGCUGGCCUUUCUACAGAUGGGGACUUGACAUCCUCGGCCCCUUCCCAACAGCACCAGGACAGGUAAAAUUUCUUUUGGUAUCCAUAGACUACUUCUCAAAAUGGAUAGAAGCGCAACCCUUAGCAAAGAUAACAGCUGAAAAGGUACGAUCUUUUAUUUGGAGAAAUAUAAUAUGCCGCUUUGGGAUACCAAAAGAAAUAAUAUCAGACAAUGGUAGACAAUUCACAGACAAUAAGCUCGGUUUAUUUCUAAAAAAUUUCAAUAUUCAACAUCGUUUUAGCUCGGUAGAACACCCACAAACUAAUGGGCAAGCCGAAGCUGCUAACCGAGUUGUGUUGCAGGCAAUAAAGAAGAAGCUCGACAACGCAAAGGGAGAAUGGGCCGAGCUCAUUCCCGAAGUACUGUGGAGUUACAACACCACAAUACAUAACACUACAGGCGAAACACCCUUCAAGUUGGUCUAUGGCUCAGAAGCACUGAUCCCCAUUGAGGUCGGAUAA
Messenger RNA from Arachis ipaensis, 4710 nucleotides. The record is from RefSeq and is a predicted model, not a curated record. Lineage: Eukaryota; Viridiplantae; Streptophyta; Magnoliopsida; Fabales; Fabaceae.